Molecule: messenger RNA, 2847 nt
Organism: Sceloporus undulatus (fence lizard)
Lineage: Eukaryota; Metazoa; Chordata; Lepidosauria; Squamata; Phrynosomatidae
Gene: MIGA1
Product: mitoguardin 1
Exons: 16
Coding region: 194-1999 (601 amino acids)
Biological process (GO): mitochondrial fusion
Source: RefSeq, a predicted model, not a curated record
GCGAGAGAGAGGAGCAUGCAGGGAUUCAGACCAGGAGGCAAGCAUGCAUUCAUUCUCCUCUCUCUUUCUCUCUCUGCCUUUGCAUCAGCUGUUUGUUCUAAGAGCUCUGGCUACGAAGAAAGACUCUCUUCAGCAUCACAUGCCAAUAUUUUGACUUAGCAUCUCUUAAUGAUGCUGUGGGAAAGAAGGAGCCAUGUCAGAAGACGCUGCUGGUGAGACCCAAUUUUCUUUGAAGACAGCGGCUUUGAAAGUAUUUGAGCUUCCCCUUUCCUGGUAUAAUUCUCUAACCCAGAUUAAACUCUCACCAAGUCUAAAGAAGUUAUUUGUAAUAACCACAGUGAGUGCAGUGUCUGUGUUAUUUCUUGCUCAUCACUUCAAAAGAAAACGUGGGAAGAAGUCCAGGAAAGUAUCUCCAUGGGAACCAAGUCAUUUGGUAUUAGACCACAUGAAAACAUCUUCAUCAGACAAAGGAUCCAGUUGUUCCAGCAGCAGACAGAAUCUAUCACUUUCACUGAGUUCAGCCAAAGAAAAAGGAUUUCAAUCCUAUAUAAAUGCAAAUGGAAGUCUCUUCAGUAAAUAUUCAGGUUCAGUGCAGAGUUUGGCCUCGGUCCAAAGUGCCACAUCUUGUCCUAGCUGUGCAUGUGUCAAUUCCAGUUCCUGGGACAAAGCUGAUGAAGAUGAUGUCAAGCUAGUCAAUAUCCCAGUAACUACUCCUGAAAACUUAUACUUGAUGGGAAUGGAACUAUUUGAAGAAGCACUGCGACGAUGGGAGCAGGCCCUGACUUUUCGUAACAGACAGGUUGAAGAUGAAGCCAACUGUAGUGCAAUCAAACUUGGAGCAGGGGAUGCAAUUGCAGAAGAAAGUGUAGAAGAUAUCAUUAGUGCUGAAUUCAUUCAUAAGCUUGAAUCAUUGCUCCAGAGAGCAUAUCGACUCCAAGAAGAGUUUGAAGCUUCCCUUGGGGCAUCUGACCCAGCUUCCUUUCCCAAGGAUAUUGAUAAAGACACAGAUAUCACUGUGAAAGAUAAUACAGACGAAUUCAGUCUGCGUGAUACACUAAGCAUUGGAUCAACAGGUUCAUUUGUUUCUGCUGCAGAGCUUACAGAACACAAAGAAAGCCGAAACCCUUAUAAUCUGGAUUCCUUUUGCCAUUGUCCAUUAUAUGAAGAAGCUAUGCGUUUGGCAGAGGAGGGCAAGAUUUAUUCACGCAUCUUACGGACUGAAAUGCUGGAGUGUUUGGGGGACAGCGAUUUUCUUGCUAAGCUUCACUGCAUUCGACAAGCUUUUCAGGUUAUCCUUUCAGAUACUGCAAAUAGAGUAUUUCUUGCAGAAAGUGGUAGGAAAAUUUUGUGUGCUUUAAUUGCAAGAGCAAGAAAGAACCCAAAUAAAUUUGAAGAAGUAUUUGAUGAAAUGAUCACUUUCUUAGAGCAAGCAGAUCAUUGGGCUAGUACUGAAAUGGAACUUGCUGCUUGUGGAGUAAAACAUCUAAAUUUCUAUGAUGUUGUUCUGGACUUCAUAUUAAUGGAUUCCUUUGAAGAUUUAGAGAAUCCACCUAUGUCUAUACAGAAUGUGGUUAACAACCAUUGGCUGAAUUCAUCCUUCAAAGAAACGGCUGUGGCUUCCAGUUGCUGGUCAGUCCUGAAACAAAAAAAGCAAAAAAUGAAGAUUCCUGAUGGUUUCUUUGCACAUUUCUACGCUAUUUGUGAGCACAUUAGUCCUGUUCUGGCAUGGGGCUUCCUGGGUCCUCGAAAUUCUCUGUAUGAAUUGUGCAGCUUCUUUAAGGAUCAAGUUCUUUAUUUCCUGAAGGACAUAUUUGACUUCGAAAAGGUGCGAUUUUCAACAGUAGACAACCUAACUGAAGACCUUAUGCAGUUGUUAAUUCGGCAUACUGAACUUCUCCUGGCAUACCUUGGAACCGACUCACUAAGACAUGUCAGUGGCUGUGUGAGCGCAUGUGGAACCACAACAACUGGUAGCCUUUUGGAAGCAAAAGUACAAUAAGAUCCUUUUUUUAUUCUUAUUCUUAACAUGAGCACAAUUUUUGCCUUUCCUCAAGGAAACCUACCAUUGCUUCUGUUUCUUUCUAAGCAAGUACCUGAAAAUCUACAGUGUUGUUAAAUAUGGUCUCAGGGAGGUUUAAAAAUAUGGAAAUCAUUGCUUAAAACAUUACUGUAUAAUAUAUCUCAACAGUCACUGUAUCUAUGUCCCAACCUGUUUUAAAUUAAUAAGUUAAAUUUAUUUUUGAAAAUACUGUACUUUUGCCUCGGAUAAAUUAUUUGUAACUGAAAGUGAUAUGGAUAUAUGUGGUAUAGUAACUGUGUCUCAAAGGUUUACAUAAUUACUUAGUAGAAAGUUUUAAAAGCUCUGUCUGGCCAUAUGUUUGCCAAGUUAUGCAUCUUUUUUGUCUCAAGUGACAUGUGCAAUAAAAUACUAUGUGCAGUGACAAAUGAUUUAACUUUGUCUCAAGAUUUUUCAUGUGUAAGCUAUCAUUUAUAAUGUAGCUGAAUAAAUAUAUACAUUCAGCAUUUAGAAAACAAUGCCAUUCUGUAGGCAUUUUUACUAAACUUAAGUGUUCAUUCACACACUUCUGUGUAAAUUACUCUUUACUUAUCUUUUAUGGUUUGAAAUCCAAGUCUAGUGAGGCCUUAAAAAUUGUUUUAAAACAAUUUGAAAAUUGGUUUAAUCCCCUCCAAUUUAGAGAGCUUUUAAAACUUUAUACUACUUGUGUAUAAGCUAGAACCUUGUCUUGUUUGAAUGUAACAUUGGAAGUCUAUUUUUAAGAAGAAAAAUGUAUUUCAAAAAAGAUAAUCACACAACAAACAUAAAUAUAUGUUCCUUUAUCAUUUUAA